Talaromyces marneffei is the source of this 2172-nucleotide messenger RNA. RefSeq lists its product as uncharacterized. The coding region runs from base 1 to 2172 and encodes 723 amino acids. Gene Ontology annotation, cellular component: cytoplasm. Gene Ontology annotation, molecular function: ATP binding; glutaminase activity; NAD+ synthase (glutamine-hydrolyzing) activity. Lineage: Eukaryota; Fungi; Ascomycota; Eurotiomycetes; Eurotiales; Trichocomaceae. The transcript has 15 exons. Gene Ontology annotation, biological process: NAD+ biosynthetic process. The record is from RefSeq and is a predicted model, not a curated record.
AUGGGUCAUUUCGUAACGGUUGCGACGUGCAACCUCAACCAAUGGGCCCUCGACUUUGAAGGCAAUACACAACGUAUCAUCGAGAGUAUCCAGAAGGCAAAAGCGGCAGGAGCAAAGCUGCGAGUUGGCCCUGAACUGGAAAUCUGUGGAUAUGGCUGUCUUGAUCAUUUGCUGGAGCAAGAUCUGUUCCUAGCUUGCUGGGAGAUGCUAGAGAGAAUUUUGACCGAUGAGUCCUGUAAUGACAUUUUGUUGGACAUUGGAAUGCCCAUCCAACACCGAAAUAUUCGAUACAACUGCCGAGUCAUCUGCUUGAACGGCAAAAUCCUUCUGAUCAGGCCUAAAAUGUUUCUUGCAAAUGAUGGCAAUUACAGAGAGAUGCGCCACUUUACUCCAUGGUGUCAGCCCCAGAAAACUGAACAGUAUCACCUUCCGCGACGCAUUCAACGUCUACAGGGAGCAACUCACGUUACUUUUGGAGAUGCUGUUGUAUCUACCCCGGAUACAUGUAUCGGUGCGGAGACUUGUGAAGAGCUUUUCACACCUGAUAGUCCACAUACUCAAAUGAGUCUUGAUGGAGUGGAGGUUAUAACAAACAGCAGCGGUUCUCAUUUCACUCUGCGUAAGCUAGAAACUCGUCUAUCGCUCAUUAUGGAAGCAACCAGGAAGAAUGGUGGUAUCUAUCUGUAUGCCAAUCAGCAAGGGUGUGACGGUGAUCGGUUGUACUAUGAUGGUUGCGCUAUGAUCAUUGUCAACGGUACAAUGGUAGCACAAGGCACACAAUUCAGCUUGAACGACGUCGAAGUCGUGACGGCAACUAUAGACCUCGAGGAGGUUCGCGCCUAUCGCUGUUCCAUGUCGAGGGCUUUCCAAGCAGCCCAGUCCAAAGCCAAAUACGAGCGUAUCCAAACGAGUUUCGAAUUGAGCAGUGAGGAGGAUGAUCUGGAUUUGACACGUGGUCCAAGUAUUCCUAUCACUCCUCGCUACCAUUCCCCCGAGGAAGAGAUUGCUCUCUGCGCCGGCUGCUAUCUGUGGGAUUACCUGAGACGAAGCGGGGUUGCAGGUUAUCUUGUGCCACUUUCCGGAGGUAUCGAUUCAUGCGCUACGGCGACUAUCGUCUUUUCAAUGUGUCGACUUGCUAUCGAGGCUGUUAAGGCUGGCAAUGCUCAGGUAAUUGAAGAUGUCAAACGACUUGCAAAGUACUCGGAAAAGUUGCCAGAGACUCCCCAAGAACUUUGCAACCAGAUCUUCCACACUAUAUACAUGGGAAUGUCUCAACAGUCCUCGAAAGAGACGCGUCAACGAGCAAGGGACUUGGCAGAAGCUAUUGGAAGUUAUCAUGUGAAUCUGGACAUUGAUGAGGUCUACCAUGCACAGAAAAACCUCAUCAAAACGACGCUUGGAUUUGAUCCGAAGUUCAAGGUGGAGGGAGGAUCACAAGCGGAGAAUCUUAUGCUUCAGAAUAUUCAAGCACGAUCUAGGAUGGUGACGGCGUACGAGUUUGCCCAGAUAUUGCCCACGACACGAGGACGUCCCGGUGGUGGAGGUUUAUUGGUGCUUGGAUCUGCUAACGUCGGCGAAUCUUUGCGAGGCUACCUCACAAAAUACGACUGUUCCAGCGCUGAUAUUAAUCCCAUUGGAAGUAUCGAUAAAGCCGAUCUCAAACGAUUCAUUGCUUGGGCAGAAAAGGUGUACGACAUUCCUUGUCUACAAGAGUUCUUGACGGCUAUUCCGACUGCAGAACUCGAGCCCAUUACCGAGAAAUAUGUCCAGUCAGACGAGGCAGAUAUGGGAAUGACUUAUGACGAAUUGACAACAUUUGGUCGUCUACGAAAGGUGUACAAACUAGGUCCGUAUGGUAUGUUCCAGAGGCUCGUUCACGAAUGGGGCAAGGACAGAGUACGAGAAGAGGGAGAUGAGAGUCCGGUUUUGGAACCCCGUCAGAUUGCGGAAAAAAUCAAGCACUUUUUCCAUUAUUAUGCCAUCAAUCGCCAUAAGAUGACUACCCUAACGCCAUCUCUACACUGCAACGACUACUCACCAGAUGAUAACAGAUUUGAUCUCCGUCCGUUCUUGUACCCCUCGUUCUGGAGGAGCUGGGGCUUCAAGAAGAUUGACAAGGAGUUGGAGAAGAUGGAAAAGCUGAAAGAGAGGAGAGAGCAAGCUAAAGCUUGA